Molecule: messenger RNA, 1714 nt
Organism: Protopterus annectens (West African lungfish)
Lineage: Eukaryota; Metazoa; Chordata; Ceratodontiformes; Protopteridae
Gene: FASLG
Product: Fas ligand
Exons: 4
Coding region: 268-1035 (255 amino acids)
Biological process (GO): positive regulation of canonical NF-kappaB signal transduction; immune response; extrinsic apoptotic signaling pathway via death domain receptors
Cellular component (GO): membrane
Molecular function (GO): tumor necrosis factor receptor binding
Source: RefSeq, a predicted model, not a curated record
CUUUGCUGUUGUCAGUGUAGCAGCUUCAAGGAAGUAAUCUGUAACCGUGCGAGCUAGAAAGUGGAAAAUGUUGUUAGCUACACCUCCUGUAAUAAGGUGGGGGUGAAUUGGUUUCUACUCGGAACAGAGUGCAGUCACUUAUAAAGAUCAUGCAGAUGGAAAUCAUAUACCAUUUCAGAAGAACAUCAAUUAACUGACACACGUGCAUUGGACUAUAAAGUUGGAGAACAUCUGAAGUCCACCUGUAUAACCAUUAGCUUCCUGGACAUGCAGUCCAACCUGAAUUACUUUUAUCCUCCUGUAUUUUGGGUAGAAGGGAGUCACAAUUCCACUGUACCUCCUCCUGUUCCCCCGCGUGUCUGCACCACAGCAUGGCCAGCACCUGCUGGUGUACCGAAGAAAAAACGAAAAGUCUGCAGCUCGUGGCUCGCCACACUUAUCUUCUUUCUUCUUCUGCUGGCCUUGGUUGGAGUUGCGCUGGGAUGUUAUUACAUUCUGGAAAUACAGAAAGAACUGAACCAACUGAAGGAGUUUACAUCGAUGGGGAAAUCCUCACCUGCAUUUGAGAAACUUAUUGGACUUCGGAAUAUCACAGUUGAAAAAAAGGAAACUCAGAGAAUUGCACACUUAACAGGAAAAAUAUGUCCAUCAAACCCACUGCUUUGGGAACAUUUUUAUGGUGAUGCCUUCACUUUUGGGAUUGAAUACAGAAAUGGAGGCCUGCUGAUUAAUGAGACAGCAUAUUAUUUUGUUUAUUCCAAAGUGUUCUUCCGUGCACAGUCCUGUUCAGACACAUCACCACCACUAGUUCACACAGUCUUCAGGAGGACCCCACGUUACCCCAAAGACCUCAGUAUGAUGGAGUCAUCCUAUUUAAGGUACUGUAUCCCCAGCCAAAGACCAUGGUACAGAAAUAGCUAUCUUGGAGCAGUAUUCAGACUGACUGCUUUGGACAUGAUAUAUGUCAAUGUAUCUAAUGUUCAAAUGGUGAACUUUGAUGAGAAAAACACAUUCUUUGGUUUGUACAAACUUUAGAGCAAAUUAUUUAGCUGUAUCCAUUAAUAUAUGCAGAACGCUAACAGAAGCCAGGAGUCAUGGAAUGUUGGAAUAUUGUAUGGCACAGAGCAGGGCACAUAUGGAAAGGAUGCUGUCAGUUAUAUAAAGGUUCCUGGCCGGAUAUCAAACAGCAUCUUGUGGUGCUAAAUCUCCCAUAUACAUGAAAACUGAUAACAUCAUGUUUGGGGGAAUUUUUGAGAGCUAACUCCAGCUGGCUUCUGGAUAUUAGUCUGCCAUCAUUAAGGUGUUCUUAAAACUGCCUCAUAUUACCACUUCAGGAUAACAUCAUGCUGUGUGAAGCGAUUCUUUCAUGGCAGUACAUUAAAAGUGAAUCAUGCUGUGCAAUCCUCUGUGUGACAUACUUGACUAUUUUGUGAUGUUAAUGUUAGCUUCAUAUGGGAGGUCAGGGAUGUGCAGUGAUCAUCACCAGGGUAGUAUAACAGUACUGCCUCAGGGCAGCAGGGUGCAGCUAUGAACAUAUGAAAAGGGGUGUGUCUGUGCUGACCAAGGAUGGAGCAGCCUUUAGAACUGAAUGUAUGUCCUCAGGGACAGCGUUGUCUGGUAACAUUGUAACAAUGCGGCUGUUAUACAGCCUUUCUCAGCGAUAUGUCUCCGUGCAUUAAUGAUGCUUUUGCACUUUUAUAUAUUUUAUUUUAUC